Molecule: messenger RNA, 660 nt
Organism: Candida dubliniensis CD36
Lineage: Eukaryota; Fungi; Ascomycota; Pichiomycetes; Serinales; Debaryomycetaceae
Product: Rab family GTPase
Exons: 1
Coding region: 1-660 (219 amino acids)
Molecular function (GO): GTPase activity; GTP binding
Source: RefSeq, a predicted model, not a curated record
AUGAGUUCAGAUAAAUCAAAUUUACUAAAAAAAUACAAGAUUGUAUUUCUUGGUGAUCAAAGUGUUGGUAAAACUUCAUUAAUUACCAGAUUUAUGUAUGAUACAUUUGAUGAAACUUAUGCUGCCACCAUUGGUAUUGAUUUUUUAUCGAAAACAAUGUAUUUAGAAGAAGGCAAAACUAUUAGAUUACAAUUAUGGGAUACUGCUGGACAAGAAAGAUUUCGAUCAUUAAUACCUUCUUAUAUUAGAGAUUCUCAUGUUGCGGUAAUAUGUUAUGAUAUAACCAAUAAAAAAUCAUUUGAUAAUCUAGACAAAUGGAUUAAAGAUGUGAAAUUAGAAAGAGGUGAUGAUGUAAUAAUAGUAUUAGUUGGUAAUAAACUGGAUUUAGCUAGUGAUAAACGACAAGUUAGUUUAGAUGAUGUUGAACAAUUACAAAUUAAAAUUGGAGCUAAAUUUUUCAUUGAAACUUCAACUAAAGCAAAUCAUAAUGUGAAAUUAUUAUUUAAAAAAAUUGCUCAAUCAUUACCUGAUUUUAAUCAAGAAUCUAAUGAUAAGGCAAAUGAUGAUCACAACCAAAACAAUAAUCAACUGGAAACUAUUGAUAUAACUAUUGAUAAUACUGCUGGACCAAAUUCACAAGGUACCAGUACUUGUUGUUAG